UGGUGUUCCGGAGGGUACUGUUGCCUGAGUCUGCAUCUUCUGUCUAAACUUUUAGGGCCAAGGGACAGGCUGAGCUACACAGCCCCUCCAUCGUUUAAGGAGCAUGCGACAAAUGAAAACAGAGGUGAAGUAGCCCCUGAACCCAGCGAACUUGUCAUAAGUAUGGCUAAACCCAUUGGUCUAUGCAUGCCUAACAGUGCCCACAUCAUGGCCAGCAAUACCAUGCAAGUGGAAGAGCCACCCAAGUCUCCUGAGAAAAUGUGGCCUAAAGAUGAAAAUUUUGAACAGAGAAGCUCAUUGGAGUGUGCUCAGAAGGCUGCAGAGCUUCGAGCUUCCAUUAAAGAGAAGGUAGAGCUGAUUCGACUUAAGAAGCUCUUACAUGAAAGAAAUGCUUCAUUGGUUAUGACAAAAGCACAAUUAACAGAAGUUCAAGAGUUUCAGGAGAGAGUUGAAGAUUUGGAAAAAGAACGAAAAUUGCUGAAUGACAAUUAUGACAAACUCUUAGAAAGCAUGCUGGACAGCAGUGACAGCUCCAGUCAGCCCCACUGGAGCAACGAGCUCAUAGUGGAACAGCUACAGCAGCAAGUCUCUCAGCUGCAGGAUCAGCUGGAUGCUGAGCUGGAGGACAAGAGAAAAGUUUUACUUGAGCUGUCCUGGGAGAAAGCCCAAAAUGAGGAUCUGAAGCUUGAAGUCACCAACAUACUUCAGAAGCAUAAACAGGAAGUAGAGCUCCUCCAAAAUGCAGCCACAAUUUCCCAACCUCCUGACAGGCAAUCUGAACCAGCCACUCACCCAGCUGUAUUGCAAGAGAACACUCAGAUCGAGCCAAGUGAACCCAAAAACCAAGAAGAAAAGAAACUGUCCCAGGUGCUAAAUGAGUUGCAAGUAUCACACGCAGAGACCACAUUGGAACUAGAAAAGACCAGGGACAUGCUUAUUCUGCAGCGCAAAAUCAACGUGUGUUAUCAGGAGGAACUGGAGGCAAUGAUGACAAAAGCUGACAAUGAUAAUAGAGAUCACAAAGAAAAGCUGGAGAGGUUGACUCGACUACUAGACCUUAAGAAUAACCGUAUCAAGCAGCUGGAAGAACAGCUCAAAGAUGUUGCUUAUGGCACCCGACCGUUGUCGUUAUGUUUGGAAACACUGCCAGCCCAUGGAGAUGAGGAUAAAGUGGAUAUUUCUCUGCUGCAUCAGGGUGAGAAUCUUUUUGAACUGCACAUCCACCAGGCCUUCCUGACAUCUGCUGCCCUAGCUCAGGCUGGAGAUACCCAACCUACCACUUUCUGCACCUAUUCCUUCUAUGACUUCGAAACCCACUGUACCCCAUUAUCUGUGGGGCCACAGCCCCUCUAUGACUUCACCUCCCAGUAUGUGAUGGAGACAGAUUCGCUUUUCUUACACUACCUUCAAGAGGCUUCAGCCCGGCUUGACGUACACCAGGCCGUGGCCAGUGAACACAGCACUCUUGCUGCAGGAUGGAUUUGCUUUGACAGGGUGCUAGAGACUGUGGAGAAAGUCCAUGGCUUGGCCACACUGAUUGGAGCUGGUGGAGAAGAGUUCGGGGUUCUAGAGUACUGGAUGAGGCUGCGUUUCCCCAUAAAACCCAGCCUACAGGCAUGCAGUAAACGAAAGAAAGCCCAGGUCUACCUGUCAACCGAUGUGCUUGGAGGCCGGAAGGCCCAGGAAGAGGAGUUCAGAUCGGAGUCUUGGGAACCUCAGAACGAGCUGUGGAUUGAAAUCACCAAGUGCUGUGGCCUCCGGAGUCGAUGGCUGGGAACUCAACCCAGUCCAUAUGCUGUGUACCGCUUCUUCACCUUUUCUGACCAUGACACUGCCAUCAUUCCAGCCAGUAACAACCCCUACUUUAGAGACCAGGCUCGAUUCCCAGUGCUUGUGACCUCUGACCUGGACCAAUAUCUGAGACGGGAGGCCUUGUCUAUACAUGUUUUUGAUGAUGAAGACUUAGAGCCUGGCUCGUAUCUUGGCCGAGCCCGAGUGCCUUUACUGCCUCUUGCAAAAAAUGAAUCUAUCAAAGGUGAUUUUAACCUCACUGACCCUGCAGAGAAACCCAACGGAUCUAUUCAAGUGCAACUGGAUUGGAAGUUUCCCUACAUACCCCCUGAGAGUUUCCUGAAACCAGAAGCUCAGACUAAGGGGAAGGAUACCAAGGACAGUUCAAAUAUCUCAUCUGAAGAGGAAAAGGCUUCAUUUCCUUCCCAGGAUCAGAUGGCAUCUCCUGGGGUUCCCAUUGAAGCUGGCCAGUAUCGAGCUAAGAUAAAACCUCCUCACGGGGGAGAAAGAAAGGAAAAGGAGCACCAGGUUGUGAGCUACUCAAGAAGAAAACAUGGCAAAAGAAUAGGCGUUCAAGGAAAGAAUAGAAUGGAGUAUCUUAGCCUUAACAUCUUAAAUGGAAAUACACCAGAGGUGAAUUACACUGAGUGGAAGUUCUCAGAGACUAACAGCUUCAUAGGUGAUGGCUUUAAAAAUCAGCACAAGGAAGAGGAAAUGACAUUAUCCCAUUCAGCACUGAAACAGAAGGAACCUCUACAUCCUGUAAAUGCAGAUAAAGAAUCCUCUGAACAAGGUUCUGAAGUCAGUGAAGCACAAACUACCGACAGUGAUGAUGUCAUAGUGCCACCCAUGUCUCAGAAAUAUCCUAAGGCAGAUUCAGAGAAGAUGUGCAUUGAAAUUGUCUCCCUGGCCUUCUACCCAGAGGCAGAAGUGAUGUCUGAUGAGAACAUAAAACAGGUGUACGUGGAGUACAAAUUCUACGACCUACCCUUGUCGGAGACAGAGACUCCAGUGUCCCUAAGGAAGCCUAGGGCAGGAGAAGAAAUCCACUUUCACUUUAGCAAGGUAAUAGACCUGAACCCACAGGAGCAGCAAGGCCGAAGGCAGUUUCUGUUCGACAUGCUGAAUGGACAAGAUCCUGAUCAAGGACAUUUAAAGUUUACAGUGGUAAGUGAUCCUCUGGAUGAAGAAAAGAAAGAAUGUGAAGAAGUGGGAUAUGCAUAUCUUCAACUGUGGCAGAUCCUGGAGUCAGGAAGAGAUAUUCUAGAGCAAGAGCUAGACAUUGUUAGCCCUGAAGAUCUGGCUACCCCAAUAGGAAGGCUGAAGGUUUCCCUUCAAGCAGCUGCUGUCCUCCAUGCUAUUUACAAGGAGAUGACUGAAGAUUUGUUUUCAUGAAGGAACAAGUGCUAUUCCAAUCUAAAAGUCUCUGAGGGAACCAUAGUAAAAAGUCUCUUAUAAAGUUAGCUUGCUAUAACAUGAA
Messenger RNA from Pan troglodytes (chimpanzee), 3271 nucleotides. It is a transcript of the gene RPGRIP1, whose product is annotated as RPGR interacting protein 1. The coding region runs from base 163 to 3186 and encodes 1007 amino acids. The record is from RefSeq and is a predicted model, not a curated record. Gene Ontology annotation, biological process: retinal rod cell development; non-motile cilium assembly. The transcript is spliced from 19 exons. Gene Ontology annotation, cellular component: photoreceptor connecting cilium. Lineage: Eukaryota; Metazoa; Chordata; Mammalia; Primates; Hominidae.